Pogona vitticeps (central bearded dragon) is the source of this 5124-nucleotide messenger RNA. The record is from RefSeq and is a predicted model, not a curated record. NCBI's taxonomy places the organism in Eukaryota, Metazoa, Chordata, Lepidosauria, Squamata, Agamidae.
CUCUCCUAAAAGGGAUUUUCCUGAACUUAAAAACUGCUGGCUUUGUACAGGUUUUGUUCCAUUAACGGUUCGCUUUCAGGACUGCCGAUCGCGGCGUCGGUAAGUACAAGCUAAGAAAACUGUUAGAAAAUAAACGAGGCCUUCAACCACACGUCACAAUCACGGGCGUGCUCAACCAGCGCUGACGACUCCCUUUGAGUCAAUAUAACCAAUAUUACAAAUGACUUUAGAAGCCCUGCUUGCUACAGAACCACGUGCUCCGCUUCUUAUUGGUCUGCCGCGACAGCCCCCUUCCCGUUUAGUUAAAAACUCCAGUCUCCAGAGUCCCCUGCGGACGGGAGGCGGGACGAAGCUAUCCAUUGGUCUACUUUUUCACUACGUUGGCUAUGAUUGCUCAGUGCUAUGGACAGUGCAAUCACCUUGUGGCAGUUCCUUUUGCAACUCCUCCAGGAGCCUCGGAACAAGGGAAUCAUUUCUUGGACCUCCAAUGAUGGAGAGUUCAAGCUUCUGCAGGCAGAAGAGGUGGCCCGCCUCUGGGGAAUCCGUAAGAAUAAGCCCAGUAUGAACUAUGAUAAGCUCAGUCGUGCUCUCCGAUAUUACUACGUGAAGAAUAUCAUCAAAAAAGUAAAUGGUCAAAAGUUUGUUUACAAGUUUGUAUCUUAUCCAGAGAUUCUAAAUAUGGAUCCACUAUCAGUCGGCAGAACUGAAGGUGAUGAUGAAACCCAGGCACACUUUACAGAUGCUACCAGCAGUGCCAAGGACUCAGAGAGUGGUGGGAAGGAGAAGCAUCAGUCUUGUGCAAAGUCCUCUAGUCGCAAUGAUUAUAUCCACUCAGGCCUCUAUUCUUCAUUCACCUUGAAUUCUUUGAAUUCCUCCUCUUGUAUAAAACUUUUUAAACCAAUCAAGAUGGAGAACCCCAUUGAGAAGUUGGCAGAGAAAAAAACCUCUCAGGAUCCAACACCAUCAGUUAUAAAAUUUGUGACUGUGUCCUCCAAAAAGCCUGCAAUAUCUCCCCUGCCCUCUACCACUCAACCAACAUCUGGUGUUUCAGCUGCCUCUACCCUUCCUUCUGGUUCAGAUGAAGGUCUUCAAGCCUUGGAGUCUUUAGUAGCACCAAAAGUGGCUCCCACUGAAACAACAGCAUCCUUGCCAAAUUUGACCACCAGUUUCACCCCUACGCCUCCUUCAACCUCGGUCUCUCCUACUCUUCAGGUUCCUUCUAAGUCUCCUUUGCCACCUUUAAAUUCUAACCCUGAUCAGGUUAUAGAUACAGAUACAGACACUGAUUCUUGCCAGCAGUCACAGCAGUCUGAGAAUCCAGUCCUGGAGGUGAAGGAGCAGGGUUCUGCCACACUAGAAAAGGAGCUCCGUCAUAGCCGAACUAGAAAGCCCAAAGGGCUGGAGAUUGCUCCCACUCUGCUAAUUACUGGCAGUGACCCAAGUCCAUUGGGAAUAAUAAGCCCUUCUCUCCCUACUGCUUCUCUUACACCAGCACUUUUCUCACAGACACCUAUUUGGCUGACUCCAAGCCCCUUGCUGUCCAGUAUCCAUUUCUGGAGCACUCUUAGUCCAGUUGCUCCUCUCAGUCCAGCAAGACUGCAAGGUGCUAAUACCCUGUUCCAGUUUCCAUCGGUGCUGAAUACUCAUGGACCAUUUACUGUGUCAGGAAUGGAUGGGCCCUCUACUCCUGGGCCUUUCUCCCCAGACUUGCAGAAGACAUAGUGUAUGACGUUCUUCGAAGAAGACGGAUUAAGAAAUAAGAAGAAGUGUCAUUAAAAAGAAGUGAUGUAACCCAGUUUUUAAGGAGUGGUUUGUAAUUCCACAGAGGCAAUAUAAUCUGACUUGAUUUUUGCCAUUCCUCGCUCAGAUGCCUUUGCAAAAAAAUCCCUUCAAGGCAUAAGGGAAUUUGUUCAGAAAUGCCUUAAUUGGAGACUGCUCUCCAUAGUCUCUCCUCUCCCUUGCUGCUUUUGGCAUAAGAAGCUUUUUGUUGGUAAAGGGAAUCUAAUUUUCUGGAAAUGCUACGAUUGAAUCUGCAGUAAUGGAUAUGACUGACACAACGUCCCUUUCGAUGGAUUACUGUCCAUGUCUCCACCUUUUGUUUUUUAUUCUUAAUCAUUACUGGCAGCUGCCAUUCCAAGAAAUACUUGGAAAAUGUUUUUCUUUAAGUUUUCUUUUAAUCUAAUACAGGAAUAUAGCAAGAAAACUGUAUGUCUCUGUAAGGAGAAACUUUAUAUGUGCAUAUUAUGGUAGCAUAGAAGAGAAUUGAGAGCCAGCAUGGUGUAGUGGGGUGAACGUCAGAAUAGGAUUCAAGAAACCUGAGUUUGAGUCCUUGGCUGGGCUAUGGAAAGUCACUGGGGGAUGGAUGGCAAUGGUAAAACCAGUCCUUAAACAUCUCACAUACUCUGGAUACCCUGUAUUAGAUUAAAAUCUUACCUGUUGGGGUUGCCACAAGUAAGAUGUGAGUUGCUGUCAGAUAACAGAAAAGAAUGAGGCAGUCUUUUGAAGUAACUGAUUAUCAAUAUAGAUAUUUUAGCUAUAUAUCAUUCAGCAAAAAUGUCAUUUGAUUUCCCAAGAACCUUGUGCUGUUCUGUAAGAUUGGACAAUACAGAGAUGAACUGGUUGUAGAACUGAAUUGCUUUAAUCUUGUAUAAAUAUUUAAAAGCUUUAAGUGAAAGAUUAUUAGUUAGAAAAAAAGUUCCCCUGAAAUCUAAUAGAGAAGAACUUUAAUGAGCAAACAAUGGUAAUUGAGGAACCUUGUAGUGACUGUGUUAUGACAUUGGAUGUACUAGGUGUGACAUUGUCGUGCUGCUUGAUUAUGUUUUGUGGGAAGUAAGUGUUUAUAUUUUAGUCUUCCCCCCUCCCCCAACAAGUGAGAUAUCCAAAGAAGAUGCCUCUCGGGGCCCAGGGUGUCUUUGAUUAUCCGUUUCUUUUAGUCUAAGUGAGAACUGAACUAACUGUUUGAAUGUGUAGAUGCUCCUGACAUAUCGUGUAACGGCUAGGAAGUAUUGCCAUUGAUGAAGAAAGCAUGAGUGGAAAAGGCAGGUUGGCUUCAGCUACUUGAAGUCUGAAAGAGCUAAAAUCAUAUUUCAGGCUGCAUUUCACUUUGUGGUAGCACUGAAUGAUCUCUUCAACAUAAUAUAGCAAUUCUGUUAGUCUUUGGAAAUCGUUGGCUUUGCUAUGCUGGCUUGCUGAUGUAGAAGUACAUCAGCAAGCCAUUGUAGCAAGCCAUCUAUGAUAAGAAGUGGAAAGUAUAAUGUUAAAUUUGGAUAACUGUGUGUACCACUAGAAGUUCCCCCUCAGUAGAAAGAGAUGUAUGCAAAAGCUAGAGUAUUUCUAUAGCGAUAUAACAGUUACUUUCUCACUUGGCAGGUGCUGCGUCCAUCUGUCAUGUCUUUAAAAGCACCUUAGAACUUGUAGAAAGAGUGAUUUAAGUGUGGCCAUCCAGAUGUAGAGCGUGCUCCUCCACUUUACCCAGCCAUUUUCAGUGUUCAGGAAUGCUGAGGAUUGCAUUACAAGAACAUCUGGAGGGUUUUGCUCACUCCUGCACUUGGCCCACCCCUUACUUUUGUAGCCUUCCCCCCUCCCUAAAGUUAAGAUGAAGCACAGGAGUUUUGCCAGAUAAUGCCGUGUGGCUAUUGGUGGUGGUGGGAGCAUUAACCUUCUGCAGUGAGAAUGUGAUUCACAUCUCCCCUGACAGUUGUACUGGUGUUGGCUGGUAGAAUUUUCAGCGGCAGAGACGUUGAAAAAAAAACCACAACUUUUUGAAAUGAUGAAUAGUAGAUUUAAGAGCACUUUCAGUCCUGUGCGCCACGUGUAUCCCAUCUUUAAGACAAGUGGAUUCUCAUAUGCUAUCAUAUGGGAAUUCCUCAUGUCUAGGUUCAUUUCCAAGUGUGCACUUGUGACACUUCUGCAAGGCUGAGUAUCUGACAAGAGAAGAUGUCCUAGAUAGGAAUUUUGUCUGCCUUGAAAUCUAUAAACUUGGUCCUUUCUAGCAUGUGUGAUACAACUCUACAACCUCUCUUGAGAACAGAGUCCCCCCCAAAAAAGUUACUGAGCUGCCCUUCCAAAAGCACUCCUUUAAAAAAAUCUGAUGAGAGAAAAGGGUAGAUAAUGUAGCAGAUAGCCCAAAGAAAGACAACAAACAAGUGUGCUCUGUUGCUUGCAGUAUGUUGAUGGCUCCUUUUCCAAGACAUGAUCAGAUAGAUAUCUGGAAGGCUCAGGCCUGUUGCGCCUAAAUUGAAUGUGCAAUAUUUCAUAGAUUAUUUCUAGUGUAAACAUGCAGAAAAACAGCUGUAGGUGGUAGGUGAGGUAGUCCUUGGAUAUUCUCAUGUUUACCUAAUGGUUGUCUGCUGCCUCCAGGGCCAAAUUAAUAGCAGUUUUUAAGGACGUGUCUGCUUUUUGUUUUACAUUUGUUCUUAAGUACUAAAAAAGUGGUAAUUAAACUGCUUUUCCCUUACUGGAAAAGGACAGGCAUUCUUUAUUGAAAUAUUGUACUUUUGUAUGUGACUUGCGAUGCACCUGUGCAGUACAUAUAUUUAGGUGAAUUGAAACAUGGAUCGUCUUGGUAUCAGUUUGGUUUAACCUGGUUUCAUAAUGCAGCACCACCUUUUUCAAAGAAAAUGCACCAUGGAUUGUUAGUUGAUCACUAUGGGUUAAAGUAUUAGUAUUGCUUUUUUUCCCAGCAAGUUUAUGGAGCUGCCUGGAUUCAUUCUAUGGGGGCUUUAUACGCUUUAUCUGUGUCCUUCUGCUUCAUCCCUUGUCAAUCACAGUAAACAUUUUCCUUGGUGGAUGCUAUCCCUUUAGAAUCAGGAACUGCUGGGAGCUCACUUCACCCUAAGGAUAUUGUAUGGUAUUGUUUUGGCAGAGUUGUACUGUGCCUCUACAACUAAAGAAUUUUGUGUGGCUUUCAGAAGAUCUUGUUACAUUGUGCAACUGUUGCCUAAAGAGCUUCUAUGGGAACUUUGUACAUUAGGACUGCAGUAGCCACAGGGAAUUGGUUCCAAGUCCCUGAUCCCCGUAGAUGCCGAAGUCCAUAGAAAUAGUGAACUCUCUCUAUAGCAUUGUCUCUGAUUCCCUCUAGUUAGCAGUUCUGGUAAUUACAUCAUGGAAAUACAUUGGGGUGUG